AAGUUGUGGAAGGAGCUCUGUGUUGUCAUUCCCCAUAUUGUAAAUAUUGUCACUGUGAGGAAAUGAAUUGUGAUUGUGUAAUGAGAUGCUGGAUUAAUUGCACUUUUUUUAUGGACGCCAUAUUCCACCAUUUUUGUUUCUGUAGUUCAAGGACAGAAAAUAUCACUUUCAUGUGAUGAAACAGGAGGGAUGUAAGGAUACUAUAUGCGUAAUAUUCCAUAAACAAAAAUCAUAAUGCGAAACAGCAGAAGACUCUUGAUAUGCAUGCCGUGUGAUUAUUACUGGCCUAUUACUGACCGGCAUUUGGCAGGUGAAUAUACGUAAUGAUGGCAGAAACACAGCACUUUUGCCUGCGUUGGAACAAUUAUCAGAGUAGCAUUACAUCGGCUUUUGAAAACCUUCGUGAUGACGAGGAUUUUGUCGAUGUGACACUAGCAUGUGAUGGAAAGAGUCUAAAAGCACACCGUGUUGUCCUCUCAGCAUGCAGCCCAUAUUUUAGAGAACUCCUUAAGAGUACUCCUUGCAAGCACCCAGUGAUAGUCCUCCAGGAUGUGGCAUUUGCGGAUCUCCAUGCACUUGUUGAAUUUAUCUACCAUGGGGAAGUAAAUGUGCACCAGCGCAAUCUCAGCUCCUUUCUAAAAACUGCUGAAGUUUUAAGAGUUAGUGGACUUACGCAGCAAGCAGAUGAAAGAGAAGAGGUGCCAGUUCCACCACACAGCUCGUUCCCACGCAAUGCUCUGCACCACAGUCUCAUGGAUGACACUUUCUUCACCUCCCCACACUCGCCACCAGUACACUCGACUCCCACUGGUGUUCCAGUCAACCAGUUGCUGCGAAGAGCUGCCAUGGCAGGCGGAGGCGGUGCCAUCACAGGUUUUGGGAGGCGGGAGAGGCGGAUGUCUCCAGAUCAUCAGCACCACAAUUUACAGGAUCCAUCAGCUGAUCAGUCACAGAUUCCGAUAACAAACAAACGGGCACGCACUUCUGAACCCACUACCGAAACAGCCCCAUGCCCCAGCCAACAGCAGCAACCAUCUCCAGCCGAUUUUUCGACUUCCAAUUUUCCUUCUGGCAAGCAGUCACACCAGGGAAACAUAAAGAUGGAGGCAGAGGGUAAUGGUGGUGGCGAGCGCGAAACUUCGCCCUCACCAAAUGGCAGGAAUGUGAUGGACGGUGUCAAGUCAGAGCCUGCCGAACAUUGUGGCACAGGAGGAGAUGUGGAGAACAGCACUGACUCUGUAGAACAGGCUGAUGAGACCCGCCAGCAGCAAACAAAAGGCGAACAAGAUGACCAUGACAGUGUUCAAGGACAGCCACCUUCCUAUCUGUCUGCUGCUGAAAGCAAACUCUUUGGUUCCAUUACCUCUGCUGGUAGCUUCAACUUCAGCAUGGCAGCACUUGCAGCAGAUCCAAUUACAGGCAUUGGCGGCCAGCCAUUACAAGGAAAUACAGAAACUCCUCCAGGCACUUCUUCACAAGGCGUGAGCUGGCCAUUUCCUACCGCCAUGCCCUCGCCAGCUGACGGCCACCUACGGUGUGACGUGUGCGGCAAAGUGCUCAGCACCAGGUUAACUCUAAAGAGGCACAAAGAACAGCAACACUUGCAGCCUCUGCACAAAGCCUUUUGUCUUCUGUGCAAUAAAGUGUUUCGCACCAUGAAUUCACUGAAUAACCACCGUAGUAUUUACCAUCGUAAACAACCUAACUUUGGUUCCAACGCACAGAAAAGCUAGGGAAUUUGAUGAAGUUAUUUGCCUUAAUAUUCUCACCUCGAAUGAUAGUGGGGGCAAUAAGUUGAGGUGAAGCCCCUUUUAGAGUAGUUGUUUUCCUUCCCCCCCAACAGAAUGUUGACUGAAAUUAAAUGAGGUAUAUUUCAGCUCAAUGCUUGUUACAGUUUUCUAAAUGCAUCUAAGCACAUAGUUCCUCAAGAUGUAUGAAAAUAUAUAAACAUUUUAGUGUGGAGCCCAUAAAACGACACAGGACAUUGCAUAAUUAUGUGCAAUAUCGAUUAAUUACUUUUUGUGGUUUUUUUCCAUUUGGGUGAUAAAUUUUUAUGAAGACUCCUCUGCUUUUUUUUGGGGGUCUAGAUGUUUUAAAAGAAGAAAAUAAUUAUGUAAAAACCAUUGUGUAUAUGUUGAUCUGAUAUGGUCUGUGAGGGUUUUUUUCUGGUGAUAAGCAUUUAAUAAUAAUUCGUUGAUAUUGAACCAUUUUUAUAGGCGUUCUUUUUAAAAGAUGUAGCAAAAGAGUUGGAAAUGAUACGAAAGAAUCAAUUCUGAUAUAAAAUAGAUAAUGCCAUUGCAUUUGUUUUACUAAGCUCAGGUAUCUUAUCACUGGAAGUUCCAUGUUAAAAAUAUAUUAAAAUGCCAUACAAUAUUUUUAAAUAUGUUUACUUCAUAUGCAAUCUGUAAAGCAAGUAAGAUCCUACAUCAUGCCUCAUGACUGGAGGAUACGUCAAAAUACGUACACAUAUUUGGGAGUCAGUUACUUGUUGCUGCCAUAAAUAGUUGUGUAAAUUGGACUAAUAGUUAAAAAUUUGUGUUCAGCAUUUGCCCUCUGCACUGUACAAUGGAGAUUACAGUGCAGGUGACUAUGUAGUCUCUCAUGUAGGUGUAGAAAUUACACACACUGUUAUGUAUGUACAAAAGCAGAAAGAUGGCUUUGAAGUCAUUUAAGGGUUGUCUGUAGCUACAAAGCAUCAAUAAAAAAAAAAAACCUAUAGAAUAAGCCGCAAGCAGUGAAUGACUAAAGCGA
Schistocerca piceifrons (Central American locust) is the source of this 2751-nucleotide messenger RNA. It is a transcript of the gene br, whose product is annotated as broad-complex core protein. Gene Ontology annotation, biological process: regulation of transcription by RNA polymerase II. Lineage: Eukaryota; Metazoa; Arthropoda; Insecta; Orthoptera; Acrididae. Bases 324 to 1733 code for a protein of 469 amino acids. The transcript has 6 exons. Gene Ontology annotation, cellular component: nucleus. Gene Ontology annotation, molecular function: protein binding. The record is from RefSeq and is a predicted model, not a curated record.